CGCGGCGCGCUCCGAGCCUCCCCCGGAAGCGCCGCCCCGCUCCCGGCGUUCCGCCGCGCUCCGGGCGCCGCUCCCGGCCCGUCCCGGCCCGGCCGCCCGUCCCGCCGCCGGCAGCAUGCUGGAGCCGCCGCCCGCGGAGCCGCCGCCCGCGGGCAGGGACGUGCGGGACCGCCUCACGCUCUGGGACCGCCGCCCGCAGCCCACCGCGCCGCUCAGCGACCGCCAGACCGACUCGGUGCUGGAGCUGAAGGCGGCGGCCGAGAACCUGCCGGUGCCUGCCGAGCUGCCCAUUGAGGACUUGUGCAGCCUAACGUCCCAGUCGCUGCCCGCUCUGCUGACAGCUGCGGUGCCAGAAUCCACUGAGGAUGUCCUUUUGAAGGGAUUUGCAUCACUAGGGAUGGAGGAUGAAAGAAUUGAAACAGCACAGCAGUUCUUCUCCUGGUUUGCUCAGGUGCAAACACAGAUGGAUCAAGAUGAAGGUGCCAAGUAUAGACAGAUGAGGGAUUACUUGUCUGGCUUUCAGGAGCAGUGUGAUGCUAUCUUGAAUGAUGUGAAUAGUGCCCUUCAGCACCUGGAGUCACUGCAAAAACAGUAUCUUUUUGUGUCUACAAAGACAGGAACGCUGCAUGAGGCCUGUGAACAGCUUUUGAAAGAGCAGUCAGAACUUGUUGACCUGGCUGAAAACAUCCAGCAGAAACUUUCUUACUUUAAUGAGCUGGAAAAUAUCAACACUAAAUUGAAUUCCCCUACGCUGUCCGUGAACAGUGAAGGAUUCAUUCCCAUGCUGGCUAAGCUUGAUGAUUGUAUUGCAUAUAUUUCAUCACAUCCAAAUUUUAAAGAUUAUCCUGUAUAUUUGACGAAGUUUAAGCAAUGCCUUUCUAAAGCUAUGCACCUUAUCAAGACAUACACUGUGAAUACACUACAGAACCUCACAACCCAGUUAAUGAAAAGGGAUCCUUCAGCUGUGCCAAAUUCUGACAAUGCCUUCACGCUGUUUUAUGUGAAAUUCAGAGCAGCUGCUCCCAAAGUCAGAACUCUUAUUGAACAAGUAGAGCAAAGAUCUGAAAAAAUGCCAGAGUAUCAGCAAGUUCUCAAUGAAAUCCAUCAAUGUUACCUCGACCAGCGGGAACUUUUGCUUGGUCCAAGUAUCGCUAGCACUGUUACAGAAUUAACCAGUCAGAAUAACAGAGAUCACUGUGCUCUGGUACGAAGUGGUUGUGCCUUUAUGGUCCAUGUAUGCCAGGAUGAACACCAGCUUUACAAUGAGUUCUUCACAAAACCAACACCAAAACUGGAUGAGCUCUUGGAGAAGUUGUGUCUUUCAUUGUAUGAUGUCCUGAGGCCAAUGAUCAUCCAUGUCAUUCACUUAGAGACACUUUCUGAGCUCUGUGGGAUUCUCAAAAAUGAGAUGCUUGAGGAUCAUGUACAAAACAAUGCUGAACAACUGGGUGCAUUUGCAGCUGGUGUCAAGCAGAUGUUGGAAGAUGUGCAAGAGCGCCUUGUCUAUAGGACGCACAUUUACAUUCAGACUGACAUUACCGGCUACAAGCCUGCGCCAGGCGAUCUCGCCUAUCCCGACAAGCUGGAAAUGAUGGAGCAAAUUGCGCAGAGUUUGAAAGAGGAACAGAAGAAGCUGCCAUCUGAAGCUUCAUUUUCAGAUGUCCGGCUAGAAGAUCCUGAGUCCUGCAGCUUAGUUAAAUCUGGUUCAGCUGAAUCCCUUAAUCCCAGGCAUCAGAGCACGAUUUCACCUGCAGAUCUGCAUGGAAUGUGGUAUCCUACUGUCAGAAGGACUCUAGUGUGUCUCUCCAAACUGUACAGAUGUAUAGAUAGGGCAGUGUUUCAGGGAUUAUCGCAAGAGGCCUUGUCUGCCUGCAUCCAGUCGCUGCUGGGAGCUGCUGAUUCCAUAAGCAAAAACAAGACCCAGGUCGAUGGACAACUUUUCUUAAUAAAACACCUUCUGAUUCUUCGUGAACAAAUUGCUCCUUUCCAUACUGAUUUCACCAUUAAGGAAAUUUCCCUGGACCUUAAGAAAACUAGAGAUGCAGCAUUUAAAAUUCUGAAUCCUAAGGCAGUUUCAAGAUUUUUUAGACUGAACAGCAACAACGCCUUGAUACAGUUCUUACUGGAGGGUACUCCAGAAAUCAGAGAACAUUAUAUCGACUCCAAGAAAGACGUAGAUCGUCAUCUGAAAUCAGCCUGUGAGCAGUUUAUUCAGCAGCAAACCAAACAGUUUAUAGACCAGCUGGAGGAAUUCAUGACAAAGGUGGCUGCUUUAAAAACAAUGGCCACUCAAGGAGGUCCCAAUUACAGCCUUUCACAGCAACCUUGGGCACAACCAGCAAAGAUCAACGAUCUGGUCUCUUCCACUUACAAGACAAUAAAAACAAAGUUGCCAUCAACUUUACGAAGCAUGUCCUUAUACUUGUCCAAUAAAGAUACAGAAUUAAUUCUGUUUAAGCCAGUCAGAAAUAACAUUCAGCAAAUGUUCCAGAAACUCCAUGCUCUGUUAAAGGAAGAAUUUAGUAAUGAAGACCUCCAGAUCAUAGCUUGUCCUUCAAUGGAACAGGUGAACUUACUGUUGUCGAUGUCCAAGUAGCCCAACAAUGAGGCUGCUUGGAAUAAGCUUCAGCCAAAUGCCAGGGAGUGAAGGGAAUGCAGACACAUUUGCUUGAAGUAAACAAAGAAUCCGUGUGCAGUCCAGUCUGCAUCAAAACUAUACAGGCUGCUGUUUAAAGGAAAAAAACCAAAAUGAACAGGUUUGUUGAUUUGGUAAAGGUCUUCCUGUUCAUUGGCUUGAGCAGUGGGCAGAAGAAAAUGAAACAAAAACCCGUUUGCUGAUGACUCUUAUGGAAGCUCAAUUACUGCCUUUUUCAGAUAUUUUCAAAAUUGAAAACCUUUUUUGUUUGUUUUUUUAAUGUCAAAACCGUUCUUGCUUUCCCUUAAUGAGUUGAUAUAUGCAAUGGAAAGUCGCACUUUCAAAGAGAUGCUGGAAAUACAGUGCAGGGAGUCAACUGAGCGCAGCAGUAGAUACUUGUGAGACUUGGGAGAUGACCAUAUCGGUAUGACAAUUUGACUUAAGCAGGCAUGCUCAGUUUUUCUGAGUUUUUCUUUAACUUCUCUGAAAAUCCUGGUAAUCCGCCACAUGCUUGAAAGUAACUCAGAGGUUCUUGCUUGGGAAAACUUUAUUUCCCACAUGUGAAGUGUUUCUUGAAAUGCUGGAUGGGCUGUCUUUCUUAUACUCUUGUGGUUGGGAGCUGUGAGGCCUGACUUGAAGUGUCAUAGUCUAGCCUUUCUCCAUGUGAAGAGUCUCAGAUCCUUGGAUUUGCAAUGGAAAGCAGUGCAACAUAAUUUCUGUUGUUUCUGAGCGAACUGCAUGUUUUCAGAUACUUUGCAGCAGUGCUUAGCAUUGAGGUUUUCAGCUAUCUAAUUUUAGGGCAGAGAUGGUUUUUUUGCCUUUCUCAAGAUCAGAUGGUGUUGUCACAUUGUUUAAAGUGGGAGCUGGGUCUGGAGCUUGCACAGCCCUUGUGCCGUGGAGAAAGUGCUAAUCAGGGGGUGUGGGGAUGUCUGAAACUGAUGUGCAAGGCUGUCAAAUCUGCAUUGUAAAGAGAGGAUAAGUACAGGGAUAGGAUAAGAGAGGAUAAGUACUUGGUAACUGGUAAACAGUGCACGCUGUUGAGUGAGCAUUAAUUGGACAUUAGUGUGGAAAGCUGGAUGCUAAAUGCCUGGCCCUUAAUGGAAUGAACACUUCAGUGUCUCUCAGUGUGUAAAUCUUCAUUGUGCAGCACUGUAAAAUGAAAAUGUAGUAGGUUAUGUGACAGAUUUUUAACUUAUUUCUAAAGCCUAUUCUGUACUUUUGAAUAUGAAGACAUUUCUUGCACAUUGGUGAUAUUUUGAUUUAAUAAUUUUCCUGAUAUAAAUAACAAGACUAGAGUAUAAGAUGGUAGGAUUGAAAGCUACCACAAGAAGUGUUACAGCAGUGGUGCUGAAAUACAUAAAUGGUACUAAUAGGACCUUACAUGACUCCUUAAAAAUUAAGUAAAGGAACUAACAAAGAGAAGAACUUGCCCUCUCCCUUUACUUAUGUAGAAAUACAGUCUGUAAAAUAAUGUCCAGUGCAUUGUAAUAUAUGUAUAUUUGUUUUUUAUAAGAUUUUUCAGAAGGACUGCAUGGUUACUGUACAGAGUUAUGACUAACUUAAUGCAGACAUUGUACAGAAGAGUUGUGAAGGGUAAACCAUGGCAGUAGUCACUCUUGUGCUUGGGAUCUUUUCUCUCUUAGAGUACCCAGACAGCUCUAGGACAGCUGGUGGAAGGAUUAGAAGAGCAAUCAGUUUAUACAGCCUGUUUGCUAAAUGAACAUUUGUUUAAACAUGUACAGUUUCAGAUAUUUACGUUUACAAAUAGUGUAAAUAGUUUCAAAAGAUUAAUUUAAGAUGCUUUAUAUUAUCUGACUAGAAACUUGCUGUUUUUAAUUUUUUUAAAUAAAAAUGUUGCCUCCUAUUUUGGUCCAAGAGUAAAGCUUUAUUCUGUAUCCUGAGGCUUGUCUGUCAAGAUAACUGCAAUACAGAGACAAUAAACAUCCUAAUAAGCACAGGUUGUGCAUUGCUGAGAAGUGUUCUUUUUUUAGCAGUAAGAGAAUUGAGUUUAUUUGACACAGAUAUACCUGAGUGCUGAAUGUACAGCUAAUUGUUAAAUAUAUGCCUCUUUAUGGUUAUAAUAAAAGUAAAUUUGUAUUUUCUUUACUGACAAGCAGUCUUGUGUGACUAAAUAGUCUCUUUCCUUGCAGUUUUGUUAGGAGGAAGAAACCACAACUGUGAACCACAACUGUAAUACAAGAACAUAUUUUAGCUAAGUUGGCUUUUACUAAGAGAGCUUGGGAGCUGGUGGCAGAGAACACAAGUGUUACUGUGUUGGAUGCCUGUUCUUGCCUGGUUGCUCGCAGACUCAUCUAUCCGGAGUUUCUCAUUACCCUGUAGUGCUCUUCUGGCCCUUGGUGGUGUAAAACACAUCAUACAGGAGCUUGUGGUUUGUCCUCUGUAAUGUCAGCAUGAAGCUUCCCUUCACCCUCUGGCUUUCACAAUGUCAUUUGAAUGAACUAUCAAAGUAAAAGUUCUCCUUCCCUGUGGAAUUUGGCUUCUAUCUGAGAGGUAUGGGGCAGUGAUGUGUGACUAGAGCUUCCUGGUCACUUGGAGGCUUCUCUAGGGGUCUGGCCCUUUGGAUUGCGUCCAAAUGAGAUGAAUGCCUGGGCAGCUUUUGGACAACAGUGAUGCCUGCAGCAAAAUCUUACACUGUGCCAUGUUUUCCAAGCAAAACCUAGUAGCUCUUUUCUCAAACUUUCUCAAACUGCAUAUUUGGUGUUGACAAAGUGAUGUGAGUGUGAAAAGGGGGAAAAGUCUGUGCUGCUGAAGCAAACCCUGGUGACUGCAGGUGGAUGCACCUCUGUCCACAAAUGCUGUUUUCUCCUACUCUUGUGCAUUUUCAUCUCCAUUGAGCUCAAAACCAAGCCAAUAUGUGGAGCAAGUCAGGUCUUUGAUAUAAAGACCUCUAAAUAGUGCAAAAGGAAAAAAGAAUCACUUGGUUCCUUUCAGUGGUGGCCAACUGUGUCACUAAGCCAUAGGUAUUGCCAUCAGCUGGAGCCUGGAAACCCAAGAGACACCUCGUGUUCCCUCUCUUGGAUUGCCCCUGAUCCCUGUGCCCAGGCUGCUCUUUGCCAUCCCCUCUGCACCAGCCCAGGUGUCUCUGGCUGAGAGCCAAAGCAGGCUGGUUGGGCACACUUGGCACAACCAGUUCCCAAAUUUCCAGUUCCUCAGCUGAAGCAUGGAAGGCAUGUGCUCCAAGGCACUGUGCAUUUGGUGUGUAGCCCUGCUGAUCAGACUGGGAUCCAUCAUGUGCUGUCAGCUGAGGCAAACCUGCUUACAAGGACUUGGUGUACAGAUGGGCAUUAUGAGCUUGAAGAAAGGAGCUUUGUUUUCAUUGCAAAGUGACUGUUGCCACCCUGAUGAGGGAAAAGUUGGUCUGAAAUGCUGAUGUGCCUGCUUGCUGUGAGCACUAAUUUUCUUGUGUUUCAGUAUUUCAUGCAGGUAGGAGAUGACAAAAUGCAAGGAGUGAUAUCACCGAGAAAGAGAUUGCCAAAAGUACUGCAACACUGAUUAUUGCAGAGCAGGCUCAUGAGCUGAAUGUUUUUAGCUGAGGGAGGAGCUCCUCUUUGCUUUCUGGCCACCUAAGUGGGUGACUUUUCUCUGGAUCUUUCAGCUGCAAAGAGAGCCCGUGCAGAGUGAAGGAUGAUAAUGCUAAACUCUCUGAGGAGGGGCCAAGUGGGACAGCAUCCUUCAUCUCUUGUUACCCGACCUUUCACUGUGCAACCUGCCAUGGGUGCCCUUUCCCUUCAUGUUCGUGGAGCGCACUAACCCUACAGCUUCUCCUGGGAGCUGAUCCUCUUCCAGCACGAGGGGACUGAGGAGCAAAGAACUAAACUCAUGACUUGAGCCAGCUCAGGUGGGAGUGGGCUGCCCAGAGGUAGUAGGACAAGGAAGAUGACUUCUUUAUCUAACACAGCCGAUGGUCCUGAGAAGAAGUCUGAAUUUUGGGAGUCAAAGAGCAGUAGCCAGAGCUUUAUGGUUCUGCACGCUUGGGGCCUUGGCUCACAGCCUGAGCAGCCACCGCAGAGGUUGCUUCCAUUAGUGAUGCGCCUGUGACCACUUACAGGACAUUGCUGUGAGGGCUGGCUGUGUUUGGUCUGUGCUUGCACCAGAGAAGACAACUUGAAUCCUUCCCCCCGAGGCUUCAGCCCCCAACUGGACAUGGGCAAGACGUGAUUUCAGUGCUGACCAGUUGUGUUUGCCUCUAGUGAGGGACAGGGUUACACACCCGUAGGCUGGGACAGUCACACUGGCACCAUGCAAGGCUCAACUGUGUCCAAAACAGCAUUUCCACCUCUAAGGGUCAGAGGUGGGAAACCUGAGUGAGUGACAAGUACAAAAGGAUUUUGGUGUUCUUCUCCCCACAUGUUUGUUUCAUGUUAAGUGGAAUGCUGUUUAGAUAAAAUCAGAAGCUUUGUGCUUAUAUUGACAUUUAAUAUUAAUACUCUGAAAAGAAACAGUGUUUCAAAAGGGAUUUGUGAGUCUUGUUCUUACCCUUCAAUGACAGCAUCUCAACUCCUCUUAAUGCUUUCCCAGGAGGGAAUUUCAUUAAGAGUCACACAGGCAGGAAAUUUGGUUUUGAAUGAAACAAUUUAUUUUCUGCAUGAGAAUUUGUGACCAGUCCCAUGCAGCAGUGCCAGAUUUAUCUCCACUGGGUGGUUUCCUUGCUGCUCUCCAAGGAGCUGGUAGGCAGGAGCUGGCCAGGCAAGGAUAUCACAGCAAGUGCUCACCAGGAGCUGGGACCCCACAUUGAAACAGACAGGAUUGUUGUGCCUGAGGGACAGUAAGUCAACUUGACCUUAAGUCUGGGACUUAAUGGUGAUGUGGCCUUUCUGGUCCAUGGUGAUGGACUGGAAAGGAGGCCUGAGAGUGCUGGCUGAAGUCAGGUCAGAUCAGCACUUCUGGUGGCCCCUUCCCGCCCCAAGUAGGUCCCAGUAUGAGGGUCCAGGGUGGCCCUGGGCAGAAAUACACAGCUGGGUGAACUUAGACCCAACAACUUCCUGGUCUCAGGUACCACAUUUUGUCUGCAAUUGGACCAAACUUCAAUUUUUUUCUGUUUAGGAGUUGCUUCAUAGGACCUGAUGCAUAAAGUCAGGGGCUGUUUUUUGGUAAGUUUUUGUCCUUUGGUAAAUGCACACUACAGAAAUUGGAUGGCCCUUUGGAGAACCAGGAGUCCCUGAAGGGCAGAAAAACCCCUUGAGAGGAGUGUGGGCUGUGUGUAAGUCCCUGUCACGUGAAAAAGGGAGAUUGACUCAAACCCUUUGAUUGCUCUGCCAACACCCCAGAAAAGCUGGGACCCGUGUGAUGGGGACAUGUGCCAGUCCAAGGAGAGCAAUUUCACCACGGUUGCUGAUUCAACAGCAGGACAUCUUCCUUUAUCUCCCUUGGUUUUCAGCUGCUGUUUUCAGGGGCUUAUCAGCUGGAAAGUACCACUGAGUUCCCUCCUCUGCAAGGGUUUCAAUGGAGCCUGGCUGUGGUGUCUCCACUCCACCCUCCCUUUAGCCCCCCUUCGACUGUGCUGUGUUGUGUGUGGAAGGUGGGGUAUGCUGAGCGUGCUCCAUCCAGGGAGCAGCAGCUGGAUUUUCUGCAGCAACUUCCACACUGUUAUCUUUUUUACCCUGGUCAUCUUUCCACAGUCCCUCUCUUCCCGUUGCAUGUCUACAGCUGCAAGUCCCUGAAAAGAGCUCUUCCAUGCAUGCGUGUAUGGUUGUGUGUGGGGCUGGGUAUGGGAAAUGGCCCUGCCAAACUACAGAGGAGAGGGAAAGGCAGCAUGCGAGGGAAAACAGCCCAUAUUUACACAUACAAAUGCAAAUUGAUGCUCUCCAUCUUGUGACAGCCUGGGUAGACAGCUGUGGGUGCUGGCCCAUCCCCCA
This is a messenger RNA of Motacilla alba alba, 8511 nucleotides long. RefSeq names its product component of oligomeric golgi complex 3 (gene COG3). The record is from RefSeq and is a predicted model, not a curated record. NCBI's taxonomy places the organism in Eukaryota, Metazoa, Chordata, Aves, Passeriformes, Motacillidae. Gene Ontology annotation, cellular component: membrane; cis-Golgi network; COG complex. The transcript has 23 exons. The coding region runs from base 116 to 2596 and encodes 826 amino acids. Gene Ontology annotation, biological process: intra-Golgi vesicle-mediated transport; Golgi organization; intracellular protein transport.